UAACAAACCGGACCAACAAGAUCAGACAAAAUGAUAGAGUCAAAACAUCCAGUAGAGAGAUUUUUCCACAAAAUCACAAGAUAUCACUACUACUUCUUUACUCUUCUCUUCUUGACAAAAAUACCUAUCUUCUGGCACAUACUGAGUUUGAUAUUCAUGUCUCCACCAAUGAAUUAUGACUGCGGAGGCCCAAAUGGAACGAAUGCAUGCCCUUGUGAACACCCUAAAUGGGAUUUUAGUGUGUUCACUAAAACCAUUCAGACAAAAUACGGGAUCUACUGUGGCAACCAAUGGAUGCUGAGCUUCACGCAAAGUAUGCUCUACGUCGGAUCCCUGAUCGGAGCUCUGACAUUCGGGAUCUUAGCUGACAAAUACGGGCGACUGUUUAUGUUCAUGGUGACUUGUCUGAUUAUCUCCGUGGCCGGCGUCCUAACUGCUUACAUGCCCACAGCUCCUACCUUUAUUCUAAUGCGAUGCAUUGAAGGAGCAGGCAUUGGAGGAGCCAUAGUCACUAGCUACGUGCUAUUGGUUGAGUACUGUGGACUCGGUUACAGGGAAAUGGUGACUGCUCUGUACCACGUGCCCAUAAACGUUAGUCACAUGACCCUGGCUGGUGUAUCAUAUCUCUUUAGAAACAGUGAUAUAUUCCAAUUGGUUAUAUCUAUACCAGCGUUCCUCUGCCUUUUUCUAUGGUGUAUGACCAUGGAAUCCCCAAAGUGGUUGCUAGAUGAAAAUAAAGUGGACAGGGCGUCUGAAAUCUUGAUCAAGAUCGCUAAAUACAAUAACGCUCCCUCCGAGAAUAUCAGACAUGACUUGGAACAAUAUGCAUCUACACAAGCUUCGUUAAAAUUAGAAAAAGCAAGUUUCUGGCACAUCUUCCACUACAGACGAUUGACCAUUAACUUUCUAUGUAUGGCCUUUAUAUACUUUGUGUGUGGUAUGGGGUACUAUGGAGUGUCGCAGUACAUAGGCCACAUGAGCGGCAACAUCCAUGCCAAUGUAGCCUUGUCAGGAGCACUUCUGAUACCAGGCACACUAAUUGCUUCAUACUUACUUCAGAAGUUCGGGCGAAGAUCUUUCCUAAUGGUGACGAAUUUUCUAUCAGGGACAUUCAUGAUAAUAGUCAUUCUUAUUCCAGAUUCUGCAAAUGUGGCUAAAGUAUUGACUGCGUGUGCUGGGUGCACUUUCUUUUUCAUGUCUUUUAUAAUUGUUUUCCUAUAUGGUGUUGAGUUGUUUCCUACUGCUAUUAGGAAUUCUGUGUUAGGCAUUUUAUCUGUAAUGUCGAGGGUCGGCCAGAUAGUUGCACCGCCCAUGAAUUCUCUGCCGCCGCUGGUUUCAGGAUGCACAUUCGGAGUUUUGGCCAUAAUAGGCGGAUUUCUGUGUAUAUUUCUACCUGAGACGAAGAACAUAGAACUGCCUUCAACCUUAGAAGAAACGAGGAAUUUAGGGCAAUAAUCAGGAAA
Messenger RNA from Spodoptera litura, 1463 nucleotides. Its product is annotated as solute carrier family 22 member 1-like. Gene Ontology annotation, cellular component: membrane. Lineage: Eukaryota; Metazoa; Arthropoda; Insecta; Lepidoptera; Noctuidae. Gene Ontology annotation, molecular function: transmembrane transporter activity. The record is from RefSeq and is a predicted model, not a curated record. Gene Ontology annotation, biological process: transmembrane transport.